AUGGGUUCCCUCCAAACUCCUUUCGGCAAGCCGAUGCUUAAGCAAUGGCUCUUCGACCCAUCUUAUAAAAAUCUCAAUCAUGGUUCCUUUGGCGCACAUCCAGCAGCUGUCCGCGACGCUCAGCGCGCCUUCCUAGAUCUCGCCGAUCUCCGACCUGAUCCAUAUAUCCGGGUCCAACAUACGAAGCUUCUAGACGAAGCGCGUGGAGGCGUCGCGAAGAUCCUCAAUGCGGCCAAGGACGAAUGUGUGUUCGUCAAAAACGCUACUACCGGCGUUGCAACUGUCUUGUACAACCUCAACUUCCAAGCUGGUGAGGUCGUCGUCUACUUUGAGCCUGUCUACGGUGCCGUGGAGAAGGGUCUCGUCUCACUGCAGGAACAUUCUGCUCUCCAGACUCGCAAAGUGCCAUUCCAAUUCCCCAUUGCGGAGAGUGAACUCGAACAACGAUUCCGAGACGUUGUUCAAAAGACGCGCGCCGACGGUCUCACUGUUCGUGCCGCUGUUUUCGAUGCCAUCGUUAGCAAUCCUGGUGUUCGCUUCCCGUUCGAACGGUUCACUGCUAUCUGUCGGGAAGAAGGGAUUCUGAGUGUGAUUGAUGGAGCCCACGGCAUUGGACAUAUCCAUCUUGAUAUGGACAAGCUGCAACCUGACUUUUUCGUCUCAAAUUGCCACAAGUGGCUAUACACCCCUCGCAGCGCGGCAGUUCUAUACGUCCCCAAGCGCAACCAACAUCUCAUGCGCACAACACUCCCUACCUCCUGGGGCUUCAUCCCCGGCGCGGACUCACCUUCCACCAUCGCUUCAGUCCUUCAGGACGCAAACGCAGUCAAGACAAAGACACCUUUCGAAGAACUUUUCGAAUUCGUCGCAACCAGUGAUGACUCCGCAUAUAUCUGCGUUCCCGCCGCACUUAAGUUCCGCCAGGAAGUCUGCGGCGGCGAAGACGCCAUUAUUUCAUACUGUAUCAAGCUCGCCAACGAAGCCGCCGAUGCGGUUGCCGCUAUCCUGGGAACAGAUGUCAUGCAAGAACCAGAUCUGAAGCCGGGUGAGACGAGCAAUAUGCGCCAGUGUGCGAUGACGACGGUCCGUCUGCCUAUUGGCGUUUCUGAUGAUGGAUCUACUGUUCCUGGGGCACCUGUGACUGUCACGUCCAAGGAAGCUCCUCGCGUAUUUGGAUGGAUUCAGACGACACUCAUGGAGAAGCAUGAUACGUUUGUGCCGGUCUUCCGUCAUGGGCCGUGGUUGUGGACGCGACUGAGUGCUCAGAUCUUUUUGGAGAAGAGUGAUUUUGAAUGGCUGGGUGGUAUUCUUCGUGAGAUGUGUGACAAGGUUGCCCGGAAGGAGUACUAA
Molecule: messenger RNA, 1350 nt
Organism: Penicillium cataractarum
Lineage: Eukaryota; Fungi; Ascomycota; Eurotiomycetes; Eurotiales; Aspergillaceae
Product: putative aminotransferase family protein (LolT)
Exons: 3
Coding region: 1-1350 (449 amino acids)
Source: RefSeq, a predicted model, not a curated record